CUCACUUUCGUUCCCCGUACACCUUUUGUAUUAGAGUUCUCAGACGUAUCCCUUCCUAACUGCAAGCUUUUUUCUUUAACUCCUUGUUUUUAUUAAUACUCUUGCUGCUGCUAGCAUUGAUGCUGUUCUAGAUUCGUGGGUAGAUGGUUCUAUAGUUCUGUAGCCCUCUCUCUCCAUCUCUCUUGUUCUUUAUCGUCUUCCCCUUCCUCCCCGCGUUUCUGGCGGAUAAACCGGUGAGGUUUUUUUUCUCCCCUUUUGUUUUGCAGAAUCUCAAUCCCGAAGAAAACAAGAAGGAAAGAAAGAAAGAGAAGCAAAGCUUUAAAGGAAAAGAAAAGCUGGCUUCUUCGAGACACUGUAAUAUGCAAGCAGUUACUUGGAUUUCUCAAUUGAUGCAACUAUGUGGAUGCGGUCUCUUGUAUUUCUGUCUUGUGGGGACGGAUUAGUCUAACUGUUGGUUUGAUUAUAUUGAGUCAAGUUACAUGGAAGAUGGAGAUGAGUCUCGUCAUUGGGAUGAAUUGAUACCAGAUGCUCUUGGGCUAAUUUUCAGCCAUCUUUCUCUCCAAGAGAUACUAACCGUGGUUCCAAGGGUUUGCAAAUCAUGGAGCAGAGCAGUUUCAGGGCCAUAUUGCUGGCAAGAGAUCAACAUUGAGGAAUGGACUACCAGAUGCCAUCCUGAUCACCUUGAUCGCAUGCUUCAAAUGUUGAUUACAAGAAGCCGUGGAUCCCUCCGCAAACUCUGUGUCUCUGGCCUUCACAAUGAUACAACGUUCUUAUUCCUUGCAGACCAUGCUGCUUCCCUUCAGACAUUGCGGAUUCCAAGAAGUGAUAUUAGUGAUUUGAUAGUUGAACAGAUUGCUGGAAGGCUUUCUACUAUCACUUUCUUGGAUGUGAGCUACUGUACUAAAAUUAGCGGAUGUGCUUUAGAGGCAAUUGGAAAGCACUGCAAAUUGCUUGUGGGGCUGUGCCGGAACAUGCACCCAUUAGAUACAGAAGGCAUGGAAACCCAAGAUGAUGAGGCUUAUGCCAUUGCCACCACGAUGCCUAAGCUGAAGCGCUUAGAGAUGGUUUACCAUCUUGUUAGCACAGAGAGUUUAUUACAAAUCCUUUCAAGCUGUACCGAGCUUGAGUUUAUGGAUUUGAGAGGAUGCUGGAAUGUGAAUCUUGAUGAUAAGUUCUUCAAGGAGAGCUUUGCAAAAUUGACAGUAUUGAGACCUUUUGCAAUGGAGGACUUCUAUGUGACAAAUGACUGGGAAGAAUAUUCGGAUGAUUAUGAUGAUGAGGGACGGCUGGAGGAACUUGAGCUGAGGUUCUAUGAAGGAGAAGAUGCUGAACUGUACGGCUGGUAUCCAUCUCCAUAAGUUCAGUUGCCUCUCUUGUCAAAUUGUUCACUUUUCCUGUCUGUAGCACUGAAUGCAUCUACCUUGGACACUCUACGUGCAUGCUGUAUGGAUACAAAUGUUUCAAUAGGAAUGAAGUUGAAUGUUUUAUGCCACUCCCUUAUUUUCUGAUUUUUCAUUUGA
This is a messenger RNA of Populus euphratica (Euphrates poplar), 1520 nucleotides long. Its product is annotated as F-box protein FBW2-like. Gene Ontology annotation, molecular function: protein binding. The coding region runs from base 480 to 1358 and encodes 292 amino acids. The record is from RefSeq and is a predicted model, not a curated record. Lineage: Eukaryota; Viridiplantae; Streptophyta; Magnoliopsida; Malpighiales; Salicaceae. The transcript is spliced from 4 exons.